AUGUCUCGACAUCAUCAUCCGAAUUUCGGAGGCCUUACAUCCGCGGAGAAUUGGCGUCAACGCUUAUUUGAAAGUUUCCAUCACCCAUUCCUAUGGAAUUCCAUGAAGGAUCAAAAAAGGUGCGGAGAAAGUUCCGGACAAUCGGGACUUGGCAACGGCAAAAUGUAUAUCAAUGUUACCAUUAGUUACAUAGAUCGUCCAUCACCUUCACCACGAUAA
Messenger RNA from Funneliformis mosseae, 219 nucleotides. The record is from the annotation of a GenBank genome assembly. Lineage: Eukaryota; Fungi; Glomeromycota; Glomeromycetes; Glomerales; Glomeraceae.